This is a messenger RNA of Pseudopipra pipra, 9219 nucleotides long. RefSeq names its product PAS domain containing repressor 1 (gene PASD1). The coding region runs from base 945 to 3446 and encodes 833 amino acids. Gene Ontology annotation, cellular component: cytoplasm; CLOCK-BMAL transcription complex; nucleus. The record is from RefSeq and is a predicted model, not a curated record. Gene Ontology annotation, biological process: circadian regulation of gene expression; regulation of transcription by RNA polymerase II. Lineage: Eukaryota; Metazoa; Chordata; Aves; Passeriformes; Pipridae. Gene Ontology annotation, molecular function: RNA polymerase II cis-regulatory region sequence-specific DNA binding; protein dimerization activity; DNA-binding transcription factor activity, RNA polymerase II-specific. The transcript has 22 exons.
AAGCCCGAUGUCCUUGGAGAGGAGGGAAAAUAGUUACAAUGGAGAAAGGGAAUUAAAAAAAAAAAAAUCUAUGAGGAAGGAAGCAGCAAAUGUUAAAUGGGUGAGUCACGGUACGGGAUGACUAAUCCCGUCAGGGCACAGCUCGUGCCGCGCAGGGAAUCGGUGCCGCGCGGGGAGCGCAGAACGGCUGCGGGACCCGGCGGGCAGCGGGGGCCGGGCCUCGCUCCGCUCCGCGCAGCAAGAACCGGGCAGGGAGCGAGGGAGGGCCGGUCCCGGCCGGGCUCCGCGGCCGAGGCCACCCCGCGGCCGGUGCCCGCGGACCGGCGGCGGUGACCUACUUUCCGCCGGCUCCUCCCGGCGCACGGCACCGCCGCUCCCCGCGCCACCUGCCCGGCCCCGCGCCCAAGGAGGUGCGCGCCGCUCCCGGCCGCUCCCCCCGGGCCGCUCCCCCGGGCGCUCCGCCCCGCGCUCUCCCCGCCGCGGGUGCCGGUGCGGCGGGUGCCGGUGCCGGUGUCGGCGGGGCGGGGGAGCAGCGCGCCUGUGCAGUGCCGGGGGGCCGGGCCCAGCCCGCCGCGUUACACAACCGGCCGCCGCGACAGGCGAGUUUCACAAGUCCCGCCGCGGCCGCCCCGCAGCCCGCGCCCACCCUGCGCACACCCCCGCGCCGCGCACCGCCCGCACUGCCCCCGCCCUGCCCGCGCCCAUGCCAUGUCACCGCCGGGCUGCGGGACCCCGCGGCCAGCGGUAACUCCUGCCGCCGAGGGGGCACCGCGCCGGGGCUGGGCAUGGCACUGAGAGCGGCUCCGGGACGCGCAUCCUCCUAGACGGAUUAAUUUUUCUCCGUCUCUAUUUACAUGGUGAUAAGAAGUGCUAAUCCCACUCUGUCAGUCUGGACUGAUGAAUCUGAGGAAUAGAACAGAGCCCUGUGUUGUGUAAACGAACUGAUGGAUGAAGAUGAGAAGGACAGGGCAAAGAGGGCAUCACGCAACAAAUCUGAAAAGAAGAGGAGAGACCAGUUCAAUGUCCUCAUUAAAGAGCUUUGCACGAUGCUGCAGGGCCAUGGCCACCCUCUCAAGAUGGACAAGUCCACAAUACUGCAGAGGACCAUCGACUUCCUACAGAAGCAGAAAGAAAUCACAGCACAGACAGAAGCCUGUGAGAUUAGACAAGACUGGAAGCCUUCAUUUCUUAGCAACGAGGAGUUCACCCAGUUGAUGUUAGAGGCACUGGAUGGCUUUCUCAUUGCUCUUACCACUGAUGGGAUUAUUAUUUAUGUAUCUGAUAGUGUUUCGUCUCUGCUCGGACACUUACCGUCAGAUUUGGUGGACCAAAAUAUAUUAAACUUUCUGCCUGAGCGGGAACAGAGCGAAGUGUACAAGCUCCUUUCUCCACAUGUGCUCAUGACAGAUCCUGUUGCAGCUGAUUUUCUAAAUGCAGAAAAACAAAUAGAGUUUUGCUGCCAUUUAGCAAGAGGCAGUUUAGAUCCAAAUGAACCCCUGAUGUAUGAAUAUGUGAAAUUUGUAGUGGAUUUUAAAUAUUUUACUCAUGUGCCUACACCCUCCUGUAAUGGCUUUGAGUCAGCUAUUGCACGAGCUUUCAGGUCAGCCACGGAGGAGCAGAUUUGCCUCGUAGCGACUGUUCGUCUUGUCACACCGCAGUUCUUAAAGGAGCUCUGCAAUGUUGAAGAGCCAUGUGAAGAAUUCACGUCAAGGCAUAGUUUAGAAUGGAAGUUUUUAUUCUUGGACCACAGGGCUCCACCUAUUAUAGGAUACUUACCCUUUGAGGUUCUGGGAACGUCAGGGUAUGAUUACUACCACGCAGAUGACCUGGAGCUUCUUGCUAGGUGCCAUGAACACUUGAUGCAGUUUGGAAAAGGAAAGUCCUGUUACUAUCGAUUCCUGACCAAAGGCCAGCAGUGGAUAUGGCUGCAGACACACUACUACAUCACCUACCACCAGUGGAAUUCCAAGCCCGAGUUCAUCGUUUGCACUCACCUGGUAGUUAGUUAUGCAGAAGUUCGGGCUGAGAGAAGGCGAGAUCUUGGCCUUGAAGAGUCAUCAAUUGAACUGGCAUCCUCUUCUCUAAAGAGCCACAGCAGCUACCUGGACGUGGGGCAGUGCGGCAGCAGCCAGGACGCCAGCCGGGAGGGAGUGUCACUGUCAUCCCACAGCUCCCGGCGCUCCUCGCACACCGCCCUCUCCGACUCCACGUCCACGUCAUCCAUGCGGCGCACGGACACCAGCACUCCCACCCGGCCGUCAGUGCCCGGGGGUCAGGCAGAGAAGGCAGCCCUGCGGCUGGCAUCAGUCGGAAGCGCUCAGGCCAUAGCCACUCCUCAAGCCCCUGGUGAACACCUCCCUCAGCACCCUGUGGCUCAGCUGGCAGUCCCCUCCCAGCACCCUGUGAUGCCCGUGUACCACUUCCCCACCCAGCUGGGGAUGAUGCAUCAGCUGAAAGAGCAGCUGGAGGAGAGGACUCGCAUACUGCAAGCUGACAUCAAGACUCAGCAAGAAGAACUCCACGUCAUCAAGGAGCAGCUCCAGUUAGUGCAGGACUCCAACCUGCAGAUGCUGAUGCAGCAGCCAAUCCCCGUCGUCUUUAACAACGUGCAGCACCCAAGCCCCAGGAGGCCACCGCCCCAGGGGACACCCAGGCAGAGCACAGCCAAGAAGUCACAACAGCCAGGCCUCGUGGGGACGAAGCACUACUGCAGCACCCACCUGCCCUCACCGCGCCAGUUCCUCAGGGACCCCCACAGCACGGCCACCCAGGUACAGCAGCAGCAGCAGCACCUAAUGAGAGGAAGCCAAGGCCAGCAAGCGUGUCUGCCAGGGCAGGCAAGCAUUUCAGUGCCCCUCUACAACAACCCCAUGGUGUUCUCACAAACACACCCCAUUGCAGUGGCUGCACAGAUGCCGCCUGACAGCAGCGAGAGGCAACCACAGUCUGAGUACAGCCAGGACAGGAGCCUCAGGAUGCUGUUGGAUCAAUCCAUCCAAGCCAUGAUGCCUGCAGCCAACAGCAGUGGCCAGGCUGUACAGAGCAGUGCCAGCAGGCAGCAAGGAAAAUUCGUUGUGGAGCAGCAGACCCUGCCUCCCCCAGUACAGGUACAGCCAGUCACCUGUAGCACCGUCCGACCUCCAGCCCCAUCGCCCAUUUUCUCCCCAUCUCUGAUGAUCCCACACACCAGCUUCACAUCCCACCAGGCCAACACACCGGUUCAUCUCCACCAGUGGCCACAGCAACAGGCUGCACAGCACCGUCUCUACCUUCAGAUGCAAGGUCCUGAGCUGGUGCCUGGGGGUCCAACGCAGCGCAUCUUCCAGCCACCCCACGCUCCACAGCAGAACCCCCUGAGCUACUUCCUCCACCCACAGCAGCAGAGCCACCACGCGCAGGGCCAGCCCUGCAACCUGCCUGACCUGCCCGAGAUGCAGCUGCCCUGAAUGUUGGCUCUGGGAGGCAGGGACCACGUGGCUGCAGCUGCUCAGCACCCCGGGCGCACGCAGGGGAGAGCGCGGUGCCGUCGGAGCACGGGACGGGUGAGGUCGGGCGCUGUGGGAAGGUGGUGGCUGGAGGAACAGUCCCCAGUGGGGAUGGAUGGCUCCAGGAGCACCCUAUCCAUUGGGAUUUCCAUGCAGCCAGUCCAUAAUGCUGCUCUGGCAGCUGUUUGUGCCCUGGCCUAGCACCGUGGUGCAAUUGGAGGCAGUGGCUUUCUGGCUGCAGGGAGGUCAGUUAUCAGGUCGCCUCGAAGCUUGGUUUGCAAUGGAGAAAACCCUUUUCCAUUCAGGACUUCAGUGCUGAAAGUCACUGUGAAUUUAAGCCCAGCAUUUGAAGCACAUAGACAGACUGUACUGGUCCACAGGACGCCGUUGGAUUACCGUGUACAUAACUCGUUUUGCUGUAGUAGGUCCAUUGUGGAUUUUUUGUCCCCUUUUUUCUAUACCUCAGUCCCACAGUUUUUUGUUUUCCAGGAGAUUGGAUAAUGCUGCUAAUUUACAUAACACCACUUUUGCCUGAAUUUCUUACUGUUAUACCAGCUCACAUCACAGCUAGUACAAUAUUUGUCAUGUUUUAUUUUUGGUUAACAAGUGCAUAGAAAUUUAUAGGGUUUUUACUCCCUGUAGCCGAAUAUUUUUCAGGUUACAGACAAAGAAUCCUUACUCCUUCUUUUUCUGUUGUUUUUGUUUCAUUUAGAGUGACGUAGUUGUGUAUGUUUCUAUACAUAAAAACAAACAAACAUGCAUAGACUGGCAUAUGACAGCAAACUUUCUGGUUUUGCUAGGUCAUGUUUCAAUUUGGCACACCCAAAAUGUAUGAUCACAACACAAGCGAUGUUACAAGCCCAUAGGGUCAGCAAUAAAUUGUAUUUUUGUAAAUUGUCACUUUUUAACUAUAAGUUUAUAUUUAUGAAUUGAAAAACAAGUUUAUUCCUCAGUGGGUGUAUAGUUAAGUGUCCCUACUGUUUGUGUCUUUCCAAAGGAAAAAUGAAAAUGUACAUUUUUGAGGCGUUAGUAGCUGAGUACUACCUAUGGGCACUGUUAGAGGCCAAAGGCAGGAGAUGGGUUAGGCCAUUACUUUGCAAAAUAAUGAUUAGUUAGGACCAAGUCCAUCUAGCAGUAAAGGUCCACCUGACAGUCAGAGCAAAGUUUAGGGAGGGGUUAGUUUGUAAUGUCAAAACCAAGCAAACCGUGCUUUUUUUUUUUGCCUUUUUUUUGGCAUUUGUUUCCUUUUUUAUCUUGUGCAAGCUGCUUGCUUGGCUCUUUGUAGCACUGCAGCAGGUGGACACUGUUACUGGUGUUACUGGUGGAGCAGCCUUUGGCACAAGCAGCCCUGUGUUUCAAGAAAAAGGGGAAAGUGGGAACGUGUCAAAGCAAUAGCUACAGCUAAUGGUACCUUGAGCUCUCCAAUGCCAUAAGCACAGAUCUGUCUGUAGCUCUAUCUAUGUAGCUGUAGCUGUAUGUCCAUAGCUGGCUCACUUGCCCCCAGAAGCCACACAUUUUCUGUGCUGCAGCACUGGGAGGAUUUCGUUAACUUUGGGCCCAGGCUGAGCUUGGGGGGCAGAAGAACAGGACUGUUUCAGCGUGGGUGAACAAGGCUAUGGCAGCCAGAGUCUCCUGGAGAACUCAGGAGUGAAACAGAAGUGUGACAGCUCUGCCUCAGACAGGAUUUUGGCUGCAGCCUCCCUGCUGCCUGGUGGGGUCCAGCAGGGCUCCCCCAGCCCCUGUACACCAGAGGCUGUUCCCCAGCAAUUUUUCUCGGGAAGGGAGUGUGUUUUUUCUGUGCCACAUUGCCUGGGGUGAUGAUGGUGGGAGGACAGGCUGCUGGAGCAGGAGCCAGCCAGGAGCUUUCAGGGGGCCAGUGCAAGGCACUAACCAGGGUUGUGCCUUGUCAGCUCAGUCCCUGGCUGGGUCCCAGCCCAGCCAGAACAUGCAUCCCUGGACAAUGGGCAGCAGAGCAGCUGCUCUCAGACACAGCCUGAACCAGCCCCUUCAUUUCAAACCACAACAAGAAAUUCUGGCUACAGCAGAGCCAUGGGCCAGAGCCACGGCACUGCUGGUAGUGGGAUGUGAAGCACCUGCCUUUGCAGAACAACCUGGAGCUGAAAUAAUAACACGUCAUCCCUUGGCUCUUAGAGCCCAAGCCCUGGAGAGAGCAGGGGGGAUUUCCUGCCCUGGCAUUUGUGCUGCAACAAGGGCCAGCACAGAGCCCUUGGGGUAGAUAACUUUAUUUUUUUUUUUCAAAGCACUAUGACUUUUAGGGUCUCCCUCUCCUCAAGACAGCGGGAUUGCUCAUGAGGCUGUGGCAGGAGGGCGUUGUAUUUUUGGGAGUUGUUUGGGGGUUUUUCCCACCAUAGCCUUGGAACAUAAUCUCAGAGGGGAGGCAAACAUACAUUUGUGUUAGGGGUCCACCACUGUACAGUUUGUGGCUCAGGGUGGCUUGCAGGAGGGAAAGGUCGAGCAUCUUCCUGGCUUGCCCGUUAAACCUGCAUCAUCCCAGUCCCCCACCAUGGCUGGUGUGCAGUGUCCCAACACUACACAUGAGCCACCUAUGGCAGGUGCCAAUCUCAGAGGUGGUGAUGGCUGGGGUCAAGGGCUUGGGGAGUGUAUUUUUUUAACAGUGCUUGGUAGGGAGGCAGCUGAGGCAGAGCAUUUUCCAGCACUGCUGUGGCUUUGACAGCGAGUGAAAGAAGAGGGUUGGGAAGGGGUUUGGGGGAGGUGGGGGGUGGUGGGUGUGCCGGAUGGGGCCGUGCCAUGGGCACAGCCCUUCUGAUGGCAGGGAGAGCUGGGGGGGCACUGUGCCCCUGCUUGCAGCCUCUCAGCGAGGAGCACAGGAGCUUUGUGAGGAUGUUUACAUGUUAGAUCAGCCUUGCUGAAACAAGAGACCUAAAAACGCACUUUAUCAUGUGCCCCCCUUUAUUCCCAGUGCCCACCCCAGCCACUGGCCUCGCUGCUGGUGGGCAGGGGGGGCUGCACAGUCCCAGGCACUGCCUCACAGGUAGGGCCUUGUUUUCCAGACAUGCUCCAAAGGACAAAAUCCCACCAUCCCUUUCUGGGGCUUGCUCGGUCCCUGCUCAGUCUGCCUCCAGCUGAGGGAGGGAAGGCUGAGUCAGGGCCAUGGGGUUUUUGCCUUAUAUUGUCACUCACUCUCAAAAAAUAUAUGGAUAAAUAAAUCUCUUUAUUCAGGUUGAUUUGUAUUUGUUUACCUCGGUAUUAGCUAUGACCUGUGUUUUUAGGACUCAUUUGGAAUUGAGGGUUGCUGGUGGGUUUGGUUCACACACCCCCAGCUGCAACAAGAGAGCACAAGUGUGACUUGUUGGUGACAAGCAGAGGGCAGGAAAGUGACAGAUGGCACCUGCAGCGGGGUCGGGCUCCAGUGUCGGUGUCAACCUAUCAGUCAUUAAUGUUCUGAGGUUUUCUAGUACACAAGUACCUAUAUACUAUAUCUCUCUCUAUAUAGAUAUAUGUAUUUUUAAUAUGCAUAUAUAUGUAUGCACACAUAUAUCUAUAUAUAAAUAUAUAUAGGCCACACAAUUCCAGACCUCUGAAAACACAGGCAGCUUUAAUUAAUAAAGUCUUGCACUUUUAGCAUAUUUGUACAUAUAAGCUAAAGCCUGGUGGGUAUAAUCAGGCUGGUUUGACAAACACAAUGAAAAGUUACUGUACAUAUUGUAUAUAUUCCAUGCAAAAAAAAAAGAAAAAAGAAUAUAAGAAAAAGUCUAGAAUUGAGUAUAAAUCUUGGUUUAUUUUAUAUGAUGUUAAAUAUAAAUAAAUUUAUAAAUGUUACUAUUCUUAAAAGUAUUUUGUAAUGGGAAAAAGAAAGUGUCUUAUGAAGAUGAACAGUAAAGAUUUUAUUCUUGUUUUGAAUCUAUGUCCCUGCAUAGCUCCACUGAAUGGGAGCCUGUGCAUUUUGACAAGCUUUAAACAGAUUGUACAUAGUAUUUAAAAAAAAAAAAAAAGAUAAGAAGAAAUAAAUUAAUACAAAUAAUACUUGUAAGGCCUCUUACACACUAUGUGUUGUUGUUAUUCCCUGGGUGGCGUGGGUCCAUUGGGGAUCAGAAUCUGAUCCCUGCUCUCCAGGAAGAACAAGAGCAGCAGCGUCACAGAUUCAUGUGCACAAACUGCUGAAGGGAUGGGGCUCAGGAGGGAGACUGGGAUUUCCAUGACCAGUGCCAGAAGCAAUAGGGGGAAUGCAUCAGUUAGAAAGAACAAGGCAUCAGGGUCAGUGUGGACACAUCUGCACACUGUAAAUGUUUCAUCUGGAUGCAAAAAGCGAGUGGCAGUACUGGUCUCGCUCACUCACCAUCUCAGCACUGAACUCAGCUCAGGCUGUAACAAAGCUUAAUUAGUCCCACACCUCAGAAGCUGGGUCUCCAUUUUUCCUCUAUUGCUGGGAGGCUGGCAUCCCAGCUUGGGUUUUGCCUUAGUCCUUGUUUUGGAAAGCACUGACUAAGUGUGGCUUUAACAUGGCAAACGCUCUUGAAGGAACUUCUGCAACAGACCAUCACAAGAAAUAAUACUGCCUCAAACACAGAUUUGUUUCUUUUUAAAGUGAAACAAUACUUUAUUUAACACCUCAUUUGUCUUACAGUACUUCUUCAUACAAUACAUUGUAUAAAAGCCAAUCUGUCAACACAAAUGUGUUGCCUUCUUGGUAAAGUGACAAGGCUAUAGCAAAAAAGACAAAAUAGCCUAUUUUUCUGGAAACAAAUUGGAAUAUUUUCUUCUGCUUUAGUCCAGAUAACAACUGAAACCGCAAUCAAGAACCUUGUAUGGUACAACUGAAUGAGAAACUUCUAGUAAAAUCAACACACAGAUAUUUCUUAGUCACUAUGGUAGCAAACUCUUCUAAAAUUACAUUAUUAUCCAGCCAUGAGAGUGAUGAACAAGUGGCUUUGUUUAGGAAUGGAUGGAAACAGAGUGGGGUUUUUUUUAUCACAUUUCCAUGUCCUGGGAAAUGCUACCAGUUGAAUUACCAUCAGUUCUCCCCCAGGGUGAAAAGAGCUGGUAUUUUUAUUAUUUGAGCCAAUCCCUCCCGUCGUGUGCCCAAGCCCUGGGCUCAGUGCACAGUCAGGGCUGCCACCGGUCACCUGGAGCACAGGGAACAGCACCAGGCUCCUGAGCAGCACAUUCCAUAUUGCAAGACCGAGGGAUCAUCACAGCCUGCUGGCCAUCCCCCUGGGCUGACAACUACAUCUGACAGAAGGCAUCUUACGUGCACAGCAACAACAGCAACAGCCCAGCUGCCAGAAAGGACCGUGCAGCCUCCGCUGACAGCCACUGCCAGUGUGUCGGGGUAACCAGGACACAGCUGCCAAGUCACCCUGGUGAUGCAUUUCUCAAACUGUACAAACAGCACCACUGAUUUUAGCAAUCUAUACCCUACCUACAACUGUCUGUUUAGUACUGAAUGAUGCAUCUUCAUUUAUUUCCUAUGUCUGAACCAGAAAAAUAGAAAGACAGAAAACUUCAUAGAAACUUACAGGAAAAAAAGGAGCAGAGAUGAGUGAAGUGACGCAUCAGAACUCACUUAACCACGCUGCUUCCUGUUCGUGAAUGAACUGUUCAAAGUUCAAACACACACAUAAAAAUUUCCAAGUUACAAUUUGAAUGGAAAGUCCCCCCUUGGGAAGUAGCUGAGUAAUACCGUGUCAGAUGCUCUGCAACCACCAGACUCCUGCAUAAUUCCCAGCUACAUGUGGCAGCUGCCCUCCUGCAA